Molecule: messenger RNA, 1386 nt
Organism: Rubroshorea leprosula
Lineage: Eukaryota; Viridiplantae; Streptophyta; Magnoliopsida; Malvales; Dipterocarpaceae
Source: the annotation of a GenBank genome assembly
AGACAAAUCUUUCUCUCUCUCUCUACCCUUAACGUGAUCAAGCACCAAUUUUCCUUCUACCAUUCCUUGAAAUCCCAGAGAUUUCUAGGGUUUCCAUUUUCAAUUCCUUGCUGAUGACACGGUAAUCGGACGAUUCACAUGUUCUAUUUCUGUUGAUUGAGUCAGCGUUCCUGCUUCAGAUUUCACUCCUCCAAGUAUGUGAAAUUUUGAGUUUUGUGGUUAGUUGUGAAGCGCAAGCAUAUGUGGUUCUGCCUCACAAUUCAGAAUUUCUGAAUGCUCCUCUACCAUGAAUGUCCUUUUUGUAUUAAAGAGUAUAGUCUUAUUUUGGUCUCAGGGUCUCAGCCUGGAUGAGUUGAACAUCUGAUUAAUUACACAAUGUAUGGUUGUAUUAUGGUCAAUACUUCAGAGAAAAUUGCCAAUUGAUUCUGUAGAUCUUAGAAACUGGAAACAUGCCUUCAUGGUGGGGGAAGACAUCAUCCAAAGAAGUGAAGAAGAAAGCAAGCAAGGAAAGUUUCAUUGAUACCUUUCAAAAAUUUAAGAUUCCAUCUGAAAAUAAACUCAAUAGUAGAUCAGUAGGAUCUCGAAGACAUUGCAGCGACAGAGUUUCUGAGUUGGGAUCCCAAUCCCAAUUACAAUCAAGAUCUCCUUCACCUUCCAAACAAGUAUCUAGGUGUCAAAGUUUUUCUGAAGCGCCUCAUGCUCAACCUCUUCCCCUUCCUGAUUUGCACCCUGCAGUUGUGGGUUGCUCAGAUUCUGCAGUUAGCAUACCUGCAAAACCAAGACAGGAGAAGAGCCCCAGGUCAUCAAUAUUUCAGCCUCUCCCAAGACCAGCAUGCAUUCGGAGAGGCCAAAUCCUUGUGACUUAGAUGGAGAUUUGGUUCCUGGUUCAGUUUCAAGUGAGAUUUCCACAGAUAGUGAAGAUCCUGUUGACUCGUACUAUCAAAGUCCCCAAGUAACUGAUUAUGACAAUGGGGUUAUACAAAAAAUAGGAUUCAGAAAUGUAUUAUUCUUAUCUUUCCCCUUAUGUAUGAUAACGUAGAUAAUGUUUUUCAGCACCUGGAAGUCUGCAGUUCAUUUGAAAGUGUAGGUGGUUGUAUACUCUGCCGUCCUUCUGUGUUUGGUGAUUCCCAUUAGGCAGAGGUUCUAAUGAUUUGUCCCUGCAACAGAAUAAUUUGUAAAUCCAUAUUAUUUUUCAUUAACUUUCUGUCUGAGGUCUGAGAUUUUCAGAUUUUGUCCCACAGCUUCCCCAACCCUCCUGAAUGUACCAGAAAGGCAAAAGCAUUUGAUCAAGGUAUGGAGAUAUGUUUUUAGCAUCCAAAAUUUUUUGUAGGGCAGAGACCAGUGAUCCAUUGCUAGUGUACCGAAAAUUAAAUGGAACAACUUAAG